GAAUGGGCUGAGGGAACGAGAGGGAGGGAGGAGGAACCGAAAGAGAAAAAAAGUUCAACCAAAAAUGGCUUCCUUGUCUUUGGAGUCUCCAGAACAAACGGAGAAUGGAAGCGCCGAAUCUGGACAAUCAGAAGCCCGAGUCAAAGAGGAAAAAGACUCGGAUGAAGUUUCUGAGCGGCUGUUUGAGACCUUCCCAAAGUCCGCGCUCGGCUUUUCCAGUGAGCAGGUCGCCUGCGUAUGCGAAGCUCUCCUGCAGGCGGGCAACGUGGAUCGCCUGUGGAGCUUCCUGGCUACCAUCCCUCCUUCGUCCGACGUGCUACGUGGCAACGAGACCCUGCUUAAGGCCCAGGCCCUGGUCGCCUUCCACCGCGAGGACUUUGCAGGCUUGUACGCCAUCUUAGAGAGCCGCGACUUCCACCCGAGCAACCACGGGUUCCUGCAGGACCUCUACCUGAGAGCGCGCUACAAGGAGGCGGAGAGGUCGCGGGGUCGCAGCCUGGGCGCAGUGGACAAGUACCGGCUGCGCAAAAAGUUUCCCCUUCCAAAGACCAUCUGGGACGGAGAGGAAACCGUGUAUUGUUUCAAGGAAAAGUCUCGCAACGCCCUGAAAGAGUGUUACAAAGUUAACCGGUACCCAACUCCUGACGAGAAGAAAAAUCUAGCCAAGCUUACCGGACUUUCUUUGACACAAGUGAGCAAUUGGUUCAAAAAUCGGCGACAAAGAGACCGAACUCCAUCCGGUACUAAUAGCAAAAGUGAAUCUGAUGGAAACCACAGCACAGAGGAUGAGGCUAGUAAGGCUGAUCUGGAAGACAUUACUGACAAGUCUGCUGCUCAAGAGGCUGGUGGUUCAACUCCUUCGCUCAUAUCCAUCUCUAGUAGUGCCCCCUGUAGUACUGGAGGACAGCUUAUUCUCAAUAACACAGGGGGAUUUCUUACUAGUCCUCAUCCCCUGUUGCUCAAUGGGAGCCCGUUACUAUCAGGGACUGGAACUGGGGUCAUUAUUAAUGGACUGACUCUGAGUGAUGGUCAUGCAGUCACCCUCAGUCCCGUGACUACCAACACUCCCCUUUUACUCAAUGGGGCUCAGGUUAUAUCAAAGGGUAAUGGUAACAAUAGUGUCCCCGAAAACUGCAUUGCCAAAAUGGUAACGCAGCCCAACCUCACUAGCACAGUCCCUGUCUCAUUGACGGAAGAAACGAAAGUGACCAACCAUAAUGUGUCUCCGUUGGACUUCAUUACUGUUCCAGAGGCUAUGAAGGCUCAAGAGGGCACCCAAAUUGUGCCUCCCAUCUCUAUAUCCACAUCUACAAUCUGUUCCACAGUGAUGACUCACACUUCCCUUACUUCAUUAGCAUUGACUCAAAAUGGCAUUCUUUCUUCUGCAGUUUCUCCAUCUUGUGUAGUUAAUUCCAACCUAGCGAUGCCACUACAAUCCACUCAACAACCUGAGUUUCUGGUAGUAGCAACAGCAGGUUCCCAAAUAAAUCCUACUUCGUCUGUUUCACAAAUUUCAUCUUCUUCCACUGUCUCAAGCUCUCAGGUUCUUUCUUUGCCCCAGGUGGUACCAUCCAUCCAGGGCAUUCCAGUGUCUCAAUUAGUGCAGCACCCAGCAGGGACGCCGGUGUCUUGCCCUCAGUUGGUACCAGUUUCCCCCAUUUCCACUCAACUGUCCCAGAGUUCCGUCCCUCAGUUUUCAACCUCCAAUCUGCAAAUUGGGCACAGACCUAAUCAAGCUCAACUUCACAAUGGAUCCUCUGCACUUGGGGAGAAUACUAUUGUGUCUGUCCCCCAGGUGCCUAAUGGGCAGGCUCCACAAGGGCUGACACUUCAGUUAACAGACCAGUCAAAUUCAGCUACCAGCCCCCAGAUACAGACGCUGGGUACACAAGGCAUUCCCAUCUCUUCACCAACUCAAGUAGUUCCUGUUUCACAGUCCAAGGACACAGGGCAGCCCCAACUUGUACCUUUGCCUCAACUCAUGCCUGUAUCCCCCAUUGCUGGAGCAUCUGCAGGGACCAUAUCCUUCCCUCAGGUGGUCCCAGCAGCACCCCCAUUCUCCAUCCCAACUCCAGGAGGUGCUUUCCAAAUCUUAUCAGGCUCUGGAGGAGGUGUUGUGCCCCAAGGGGCUAUACGGAUAAGCCCCAUAGGACCUCCUCAGAGUGUGCCUACAGCUGGUGCAAUUCCAGGUGUCCAGCUUCUCAAUUCAGGUGUUCUUCAACUUCCUUCUACUUCUCCAGGUAACUUCUUCUUGGCAGGUGGCAGUCCCUUCCUGAGUGUUCAGAAUGGCAAACUCAUCCUCACCAUCCCAGCUGGUUUCCAGUUUACCAGUAUGCCUGUCAAAUCCAUUCCAGAAAACCAAGGCCCAAGCUUAAACAGCAGCAGUGGACUAGAACAAACCUCAACAGGAACAUUACUACAAAAUCAGCCCAUCUCCCUAUCCUCUGUCCAGACCUCUAAUCCAUUUCAGUCAUCUCCUUUAAUUGGCUCAUCUGCGCUUUACUGUAGUCCUGAGACUGGAGCCCUGGCUAACCCUACACCAGGAGCCUCUCCAAACACCUCAGACUCACCAACCCCAACCCCUACUAGUGUUCUAACGUCUCAUCAGACCCUCAGCCCUGAGAGCAUGCUUUCAUUCAGUCCUCUGAGCAGUGGGGUAGCCAGUGGUCCUCAUCUCAUUCAGCCUGCUUGGAGUCCUGUUCCAUUGUCAUCAUCAUCUGGACUCACACUGUUUGAUGUACGUGGGAAAGGGGAUCUACCCGAGGACCCGGCAUUAUUGGGAUUACCAGGUGGGGAGUCCCUGCUAUUGGGUACCCCUCCUCCAAGUGAUGAUGUACAUAGGGAAUCUCAUCUGGACGAUGUAGAGAUGGAUGGAGACUCAAAGAUUCUUACACAACUACAGUCUGUCCCAGUGGAUGAUGAUUUGGGUUUGUAACUGUACUUCACUUGGGCUGCCUUUUAGGAGCUCUUAGACAAUCUUGACAUAAAGUCCACAGCACUCUGUAUUUUGUGUGUGUCAAUGUAUGGCAUUAGAGAAAGGAAUCAAGAUAGACUCUGAGUAAAUGAUGAGCAUUUAUAUUUCAUGUAAAAAAAAAUCCCCACCAAAAAAAAACCCAGGUCAAUCCACUCAUAAGCUUCUAGAUUUUGUUGGAUCUAACAUCAUAAUUUUUUUGGGACUCACAGUAAAAAGCCAUAGGUUGUUGAGGUAUUAUUUCCCACAGAAAGACAUAGGGAGUAAUAUCAUGGAGCAUUUACCUUUUGGGCAUUUACCAAACAGCAGGGCUAUUUCUUUUUUAAAAUAGAAAUCAUUCAUUGUAGCUUGAAUUUUCCAUACAAGCAAUUUUCGUAUCAUUAAUUUAUGAGACUCCAAAGUUAAUGUUUGUCAGUCAAACACACUAGUCAGUCAGUUUAAACACAGCUCAUUCAGAGAAGGCACCGCAGACCCGUUUAUCUGUCCUUUUUUAGCCACAUUUACAAAUCUAAACUUUAUUGGAUUUUACAGCACAUUUUAAUGGGUAUUUUAAAGUAAUGGGAAUAAGAAGCCAUUGUUCUUUUUGUCUCCUAAAGUAAGAUUGUUUCACUCACAGCCACUGUUCUCAUUGCUAUAUUUGUUUUAUUUGUCAUUGAUGACUGCAAAAAUUUCAGCAAACAUGCUGCUUGCUAAGUACAUUACAAGGUGGACAGUUUACCAUUUACCCAAUAUGGCCAUAAAGGGGGACUUGUAUAGAAGUGCAUUAUGAUGCAAACAGAGCAUAGUAAUUUUCCUUAGUCACAGCUAUCCUUAAAGGAUCAUCAUUAUAAAAUCUAAUAAAUACACAUGAUUUGGCUCAUACUAGGCUCAUCCUGUGCAUUGUGAGAACUAAUAACCUUAAAAGACCAAUGAAAUCACACAGCGUAAAACAAGCUUUAAUGAGGAACCCAGGAUUUUUUUUUUUUUAAACUUCUUUAUAAGCCAGACACCUGGAUAGGAGUGUGUGUGUUGACCUCGGAACAUGAAGUAGCCUAAACUAUACAUUGUAGAAACGUGUAAUUAUUUUGUAAUUUGAUUACAUUUCACAUGACAACAUAAUAGACUAUGCUUAUCGCUUUCUUUAGGAUCACUUUAAACGGUUUCUGAAACUAGGCCUGGAUUUUCCAGACAGUAAGCUUGAGUUCCCUUUGUGUAGGAUAUUUAGCUGAAGUUAUGAAUCAUUAACGUUGUUUUAUCCUCAAUGAGAAGAGAGGGAUGUUGCUUUUAAAGAGUAAACAACUGAUAACGUGUAUUAUAAGGUAUUUUAUCACUUUUAGAUACUUUAUUGUGCUGUCUGUCAGUGUGUAUAUACGUUUUAUCCUCUCAUGUGCAUCCAAAGACUGAACUUUUUCAGCAUGUUGCUAGAUUGCCUAGGUAAUGUUAGCCCAUGACACCUAAUGUUUUCCUACACAUGCACAUUGUUGCUAUUUAAAUUAUGCACCAUCACCGUACAAGGAUUCUAUUACUAGACUCCAGAGACUGUUGCUUUUCAUAGUUUCUGAUUUAACACUCCCAUCCAUCUCUGCAGUGUAGCACAUGUUGAGAAGGUACUGUUCGUCAAGUUACUUUAAAGAAAAGGGUUUAUUACUGUUCGAUUUGAUCUUUUUUUUUUUUUUAUCUAUGCAAUGACAAUUUUGUGUGAAAAGAAACUUGGUGCUUUUAUUGUUUUUAGGUGACUCCAGUUACUAUAAAGGUAAAUCUUGCGAUUUUGACACUCUUUUGAAUGUGACUCAGUUUUCACACUACAUGUUCAUCAAUUAUGUGCAAAUAUAAUAUUGUUUUUUUUCCUCCUCUUUUUAUAUUGAGAAUUUUGUAGGAUUUAUUUCAAAUUACACACAAUGUCUGUUGUUUUUCAUUCUUGUGCAGCCACAUUAAUUGUUCAUUGAUGAUUCUGAAACCUAUGUCUUGUAUGAGGUCAGGCCAGCAAUUUUUCAGAGCUGUGUUGUCACAUUUCACGAGUUACUUUGUGUAUGGACUACCAUACACAAAGUAUGGUAGUCCAUAUAGUGAGCCAAUCUGUGGGAUUGGCUCACUCAUCAUUUCUGACAUUUCUAGAUGCACACAAGGAUAAAAAGCUGUUCAGUCAAAUUGGACUCCAUGUCAAAUUAUGGUGCUUAUCUCCUGUAGGCCACCGUGUCAUAAUAUUUUGCACAUUUUAGCCAUGAACUUCUUAGUCAUUUACUCUGCUCUUGGUAAUAUCAUUGGUCCUACUGAAGCCAUUAAGAAAUUUUGACCUAUAAUAUUGACCUAUAAGUAAGUGACAUAAUGACACUAAUACAAUCUUUAUGUACUGUUAUGUUGUAGGAGACAACAUGUAUGUUGUUGUUCAUUCCAAUCUUAAAUGUGCCUUUUUCUUGUUCUGUAUGUUUUAUUUUCAGUGUAUAUUUAAAGCCUUAGCAGGGGUGGACAAAUCACUAGUCUGGGUACCUGAAGCAAGUAGGUUUAAUAUUCAGCAGGGUGAUAAUAUACCUGUAAUGGAGGGGCUAGAUAAUAUUUGCAAAAUCAGGAUUAUGAAGGGAAAUAGUGACAAAGCUGAGCCAAGUACAGUCCAGUGCAGCACAAAAACCUUAUGUUAUUUCAUUGUGCAGGUACCUCGCAAUUAACACCUUCGGGCAAAAAUGGAGAGACUGACUAGAUUUAAUUAGCGUCUUUAUGUUCGAGAGAAAGCCAGAGCUUGAAGCUGAAAUCUUAUUAGUCAAAGACUUCCUACCUUUUUGUGUAAAGUGCACAUAUGAUUCAGAUGAUAAGGAGAAGGGCUGUAAAGAUUAUAUAAAACUACCCUCCCAGGGAAUCAGGCCCUAUUUCAAACCUCUUUAACUAGACUAAAUGUAGUUAAGGCAAUUAACAUAAUUUGCUUGUUGUGCUUGAAUUAAGUGGUAUUAUUCACCACAUUUUAGUCUAUUUAAAUAGAUUUCUGGACAUAACAUGUUGGGUAGCAUAAUGGAGCUUUGACUGGUGGGCUGAUUAAUAAUUGGUGAUUUGUCCACUCCUGAUUAAUUAGUUAUGAACCAGCAGUGUGCUGUUGGCAGAUCCACAGAUGUCCAUCAGAACUCUUCAGUCGCAUUUUCUAUAUAUUUUCUGGAAAUAAUUAUAUUUUAGAAGUGUAUUCAAAAUAGGACAUGUAGCAUUUAUAUGCCAAAGGCUUGUAUUACUUUAUCUGUUUUAAUUCUUCCAUGCACCUGAACAAUGUGUUGUUUUCCCAGUAUGUAAGAAACAAAGGGAAUUUGUGUGUGUGUGUUUGUGUCAGUGUCUGUGUGCAUUGGUGUAAAUGAGCAACAAGCAAUGAACUUUCCUGUUGCCGAUAUUGAAUGUUGUCGUUUUUUUUUUAUGGCUUAUUUUAUCAUAGUUGUUACAGUACUAUCAGAUAUACAAAGCCACACUCCUCUCCAUCCCAAGGAAAAUAUACAGCUAAUCAAGCCAAAGAAUUUUGCAAUGUACUUUAAAUUUAAUAAAGGGAAUUUUUUUUAUUUCUUUUGUUCCCAGCAUGAUAAACAGCAUAUCUCUUUUAAAGAGCUGUUUUGUAUUUGUUAUAGUUAUUCUAUUUUUUUAUAUUCAAUCUAAUUUUUUUUUGGCAUUGUGUUAAAUAUACUUUGCAAUGCAAGCUGUUUCGUCUCAUUUUGUGGUUUUGAUGAAUACCUUCACAUUUAUUUACAUUUACAUUUGCAUUUAUUCAUGUUUCAGAUGCCUUUAUCCAAAGUGACUUUCUAGACAGGCAGAACACAAUCCAAAUACAGAGCUGUGCUCCUUUCACAAAAUGUACAGAGUCAUUCAAGACCUGUUUGCUCCUUUAGUUUUGCAUUGGGAUUAUAGUGUCUCAUCGUUACUGCUAGUCAAAUAGCUUAUAAACUCUUGCAGAUUCUUGUGUUACUACAGCUUUAUUCCCCAAGUCAACAAAUUGAUAAGGAAUAAUAAAGGAAAGCAACAUCU
Messenger RNA from Tachysurus vachellii, 6937 nucleotides. It is a transcript of the gene six5, whose product is annotated as SIX homeobox 5. The transcript has 3 exons. Gene Ontology annotation, biological process: regulation of transcription by RNA polymerase II. Lineage: Eukaryota; Metazoa; Chordata; Actinopteri; Siluriformes; Bagridae. Gene Ontology annotation, molecular function: RNA polymerase II cis-regulatory region sequence-specific DNA binding; DNA-binding transcription factor activity, RNA polymerase II-specific. Bases 65 to 2935 code for a protein of 956 amino acids. Gene Ontology annotation, cellular component: nucleus; transcription regulator complex. The record is from RefSeq and is a predicted model, not a curated record.